This is a messenger RNA of Pygoscelis adeliae (Adelie penguin), 1019 nucleotides long. RefSeq names its product UDP-GlcNAc:betaGal beta-1,3-N-acetylglucosaminyltransferase-like 1 (gene B3GNTL1). NCBI's taxonomy places the organism in Eukaryota, Metazoa, Chordata, Aves, Sphenisciformes, Spheniscidae. The transcript is spliced from 12 exons. The record is from RefSeq and is a predicted model, not a curated record. Bases 65 to 1006 code for a protein of 313 amino acids.
CAACAGCGAAUGCUGGUUAGAUGAAUGCUUGAAGUCAGUUUGGGAGCAAGAUUUUAAAGGAACUAUGGAGCUAUCAGUUUUCAAUGAUGCCAGUAAGGACGGUUCAGCUGAAAUAAUUGAAAAAUGGAAGAUCAAGUUGGAAGAUGCUGGUGUCCCAGUAAUCAUUGGUAGAAAUGAUUCAUCUCAACCUCGAGGCGUUGGAUUUGCUAAAAAUCAAGCAGUAAUUCAGAGCUCAGGAACCUACCUCUGCUUUCUGGAUUCAGAUGAUGUGAUGAUGCCACAGCGGGUUAGACUGCAGCACGAAGCUGCCAUUCAACACCCAAACAGUAUUAUUGGUUGCCAGGUCAGAAGAGAGCCACUGGAGUCUACUGAACGGUAUACUCGUUGGAUCAAUAAUCUGACUGAAGAACAACUUCUUACACAGGUGUUUACCUCCCAUGGACCUACUGUGAUCAUGCCAACCUGGUUCUGUUCUCGAGAAUGGUUUUUUCACGUGGGAAAAUUUGAUGAGGGUGGAAAGGGUAUUCCAGAAGAUCUGUUGUUUUUUUAUAAACAUAUCCAAACGGGCGGUGAAGUCUUUCGAGUAAACCAUUGCCUCCUGCUGUACCGUUACCAUCCACAGGCUGCAACUCAUUCCGUCCUAGAGGGAACCAUCUGGAAUCACCGAGUCAGGUUUCUUGAAGACAGAGUCCUGAGCUCCUGGACAUCAUUCACCAUUUGGAAUGCUGGCAAGCAAGGCAAGAAGCUCUACAGAAGCUUGUCACCAGCUAAUCAGAAAAAGGUAACUGCGUUUUGUGAUGUUGAUGAAAAGAAAAUAACAAAAGGAUUCUACACCUAUGAAGAAUCUGAGGAGAGACCAAAACCAAAAAUUCCUAUAUGUCACUUCAAAGACGCAACUCCACCUUUCAUUAUCUGCGUGAAGCUGGAUUUGACAGGUGGAGCAUUUGAAACAAACCUGAGCACGCUGAACUUGAAGGAAGGGAUGGAUUAUUAUCACUUUAACUGAAAACCAAGCGCAC